GUGAGGUCCAUGCAAGGGUGCGACUGCACGAUUGACCCUGUUUUGUUCAACCACAAACGACAGACUCCGAUCACGCGUCGUUUUCCGCGUCACCGUUGUCUUUUUUCUUUCUUUUGCUGUUCAGCAGCAUCGAUCCGUCUGUGACCUUCUAUUGAAGUACAUCAUGUCUGCGCAUCUCUGUGCAAGCUGUGGGCACAGCUUCCCUGAUAGCCUGCUCGAACCCAUCCCCUUCAGCGAUCGCGUUGGCCGCUGCCUAAGUCAGACCACCCAAUUACUGCGUGAAACGCAUGGGAAAACGAGUGAGGACGCGCACCGGCUCGUGCAGCUCGGACAGCUCCUCCAGCAGCUCUGCGGGAUGAUGACGGAGGAGGCACAAAUCCUGCAAGAUCGCCAGAAGGACCCGCGCGGUGGCAACACGCGUGCGGCGACAAAUAAGGGCAGUGCUGAUGCACCGACGCACCCUCAGAACGGGCAACGCGACGCCGCAGCGGCGAUGAACGACACGGCGAGGAGCACCUCUCGGCAGCAGCAGCAGAUGAUGUUGACGGCCAACGCCACGACGUUAGACCGCACUGCGGGCGCUGCUCCGCUCAAGAUGUUUGACGGCGUGGUGCCACCGUAUCAGCUGAAGCGUAUGGUGAGCGCCUUUGACUUAGUCUCAGCCACCCUGUACAACGUGCUGGAGAGCUUGGCGGUGCAGUGCAGGGCGGGCGUGGCGCUGUUGUGGCUACGCCCUCGCCAGAACUCCUCUUCCGACCUCGUCGCACCAUUUGUGGUGGGACGCGACCUUUCCUCCCUCGUCCACUCCGCACCCUAUAGCACACCGGGGACCUCGAUGCCCUGUGUAGUGUGUCAAACUGGCGUAGCGCUGAACAUGCUGCCCCAGUCGCACCCCUCCGCAGCGGCGACGAAGGGGCUGGCCGCUGACUUGUCCCUGACGGAGCUAAUGGAGCAGACGAAUGCGGCGCAGCUGCUGGUGCCGGUGCACGACCGCUACACCGACUGCAACGCCGUCGCACGCACCUCGACCUCAGCCGCCGCGGCACCCGCCACAAGUGUGACGCCUGCCGGCAUCGCGUCGGUCAUUGCAGUCGUGCACCUCAUCGGCUCCCCGCUGCACCCCGUCCCCUUCCACCGCCACAACGAAGAGGCCACGGCACAGACCGCCGCGCUGCUCUCGUACAUUCUGUCGUCGUAUUACGACACCAUGACGGCGGAGUGGGCCAACCGCUUCUACGUGCCCACAACGCUGCACGCCACCGCGAAGUACACCGCCGCGAUCGACAUGCGGCCGGAGGAAAAAGUGAUGGAUGACUUCACCGAGCCGCCACUGCUGAUUUUCCGCACCGCCGUCGGCGAUCCGCGCAAACUGCAGAGCGCGAAUGAGGCGCGCGACGCCCUCAAACUGCUGCAGCAGAACUCCCUGCGCAAGUCGGCGCCGCUGCGUCCCAUGGCGAAUGUGAAAGACUUGCGUCAGCACGCUACGAACAUGGAGGCGAAUUGGGUGUCCGCCGUGCAGCAGACCGCGCGGCUGGAGAAGGAGAUCGGCUCGUUGGAGGAGGACCUGCUGCGGCGUGAUGUCGGGGCGCUGCUGAAGGCGCAGGCCGCAAAGGGGAACGGCGGGGUGCGGUGCUCGGCGUCCUCGUCCGCAAGCGCCACCCGCCUCUCUGCCACUGGCGGCGCUGCACGACGGAGUCCGCACCCGGUGGGGAAGGAAGCGACCGUCACCGCGGUGCCACCUGUGGACACCAUGCGAUCUAUCACCAGCUUAGACAUCCCGGUGGAACUUACGCCCGCUGUUCGCUGUUCAGUUGAUGGCGCUGCGGCGGCGAACGCCGCUGCGACGGGCAGUCCGCUGCCUCCUCUUAGCGGUGAUGUGCUGAAGCCGGAUGAGAUGGAUGUGUUAGAGGCGGUGACGCUUCGACGACUCAAGAAGCUCGGGGGGAACACGACAAUGUUUGAGAGUGCGUCGUAG
Messenger RNA from Leptomonas pyrrhocoris, 1975 nucleotides. RefSeq lists its product as hypothetical. The record is from RefSeq and is a predicted model, not a curated record. Lineage: Eukaryota; Euglenozoa; Kinetoplastea; Trypanosomatida; Trypanosomatidae. The transcript has a single exon. Bases 164 to 1975 code for a protein of 603 amino acids.